Messenger RNA from Phragmites australis (common reed), 2220 nucleotides. Its product is annotated as sugar transport protein 7-like. Gene Ontology annotation, biological process: monosaccharide transmembrane transport. Gene Ontology annotation, molecular function: monosaccharide transmembrane transporter activity. NCBI's taxonomy places the organism in Eukaryota, Viridiplantae, Streptophyta, Magnoliopsida, Poales, Poaceae. Gene Ontology annotation, cellular component: membrane. The record is from RefSeq and is a predicted model, not a curated record. The transcript is spliced from 4 exons. Bases 516 to 2081 code for a protein of 521 amino acids.
GAGACGGUCGAUGAGUCUGCGGAGGAGAGGCGGGGGAAGCAACCACUGCUCCGCUCGUCGCCGCGCGCGUCACCGUCUUCUUCCGUCUCCUCGUUAUUUAUUGCGCACGCAUCCCAUUCAACUCCCUCCACAUCGCUCGCCAAGUUGCUGCCCGAGUCGCGGGAGAAGAGAUGGGUCAACGGUCGUGGGGUGGUGUUUCUAUCCGUCCGCUUGCUCUCUGCUUAUGUAGGCAAGGCAACCGCAGCGCAGCCCCAUCCCCCAACUUGCUCACUGCACUCGCGCCUUCGCUUCGUAUCUGGGUCGAGAGCCAGCCAGCCUAGAGGGAAGAAAAGAAGCAGGACAAGGCCAAGGGGAUGAAGGGAGAGACUAGUGGCUACGUCCUGCUCCUAGUUAUAGUUGUGGGCUAGCAUCCUGCUGGUCAGAGCAUUGCUUGGUGUGUAGCUCGGUUCUUGGUUGAGUUCUGGGAGGGGGAGGGGGGAGCAGGGGAGAGCGGGAGUAACAGAGGAGGAGCAGCGAUGGCGGGCAGCGGUGUGGCGGCGCUGGGGGUGAAGAAGGAGCGAGCGGCGCAGUACAAGGGCCGCAUGACGCUCGCCGUCGCCAUGACCUGCCUCGUCGCCGCCGUCGGGGGUGCCAUCUUCGGCUACGACAUCGGAAUCUCCGGAGGAGUGACCUCGAUGGACCCAUUUCUGGAGAAGUUCUUCCCGGUGGUGUUCCGGAGGAAGAACUCCGGCAGGCAGAACAACUACUGCAAGUACGACAACCAGGGCCUCGCGGCGUUCACCUCCUCCCUCUACAUCGCCGGCCUCGUCGCCACCCUCGCCGCGUCCCCUGUGACGAGGAACUACGGCCGCCGCGCCAGCAUUGUCUGCGGCGGCGUCAGCUUCCUCAUCGGCGCCACGCUCAAUGCUGCCGCCGUGAACCUGGCCAUGCUCAUCCUCGGGCGCAUCAUGCUGGGCGUCGGCAUCGGUUUCGGCAAUCAGGCUGUGCCGCUGUACCUGUCGGAGAUGGCGCCGGCUCACCUCCGCGGCGGGCUGAACAUGAUGUUCCAGCUCGCGACGACGCUCGGCAUCUUCACGGCGAACUUGAUCAACUACGGCACGCAGAACAUCAAGCCGUGGGGUUGGCGCCUGUCGCUCGGCCUCGCAGCGGUGCCCGCGCUGCUGAUGACCGUGGGCGGGCUGUUCCUCCCGGAGACGCCCAACAGCCUCAUCGAGCGCGGGCGCGUCGAGGAGGGCCGGCGCGUUCUGGAGCGCAUCCGCGGCACCGCCGACGUGGACGCCGAGUUCACGGACAUGGUGGAGGCCAGCGAGCUGGCCAACACCAUCGAGCACCCGUUCCGGAACAUCCUGGAGCGGCGCAACCGGCCGCAGCUGGCGAUGGCCGUCUGCAUGCCGGCGUUCCAGAUCCUGACGGGCAUCAACUCCAUCCUCUUCUACGCGCCCGUGCUGUUCCAGAGCAUGGGCUUCGGCGGAAACGCGUCCCUCUAUUCCUCCGUGCUCACCGGCGCCGUGCUCUUCUCCUCCACGCUCAUCUCCAUCGGCACUGUCGACCGCCUUGGCCGCCGGAAGCUCCUCAUCAGCGGCGGCAUCCAGAUGGUCGUCUGCCAGGUGAUCGUGGCGGUGAUACUGGGCGUCAAGUUCGGGACGGACAAGCAGCUGUCGCGGAGCUUCUCGAUCGCGGUGGUGGCGGUGAUCUGCCUCUUCGUGCUGGCGUUCGGGUGGUCGUGGGGCCCGCUGGGGUGGACGGUGCCGAGUGAGAUCUUCGCGCUGGAGACGCGGUCGGCGGGGCAGAGCAUUACGGUGGCCGUGAACUUGCUCUUCACCUUCGCCAUCGCGCAGGCGUUUCUGUCGCUGCUGUGCGCCUUCAAGUUCGGCAUCUUCCUCUUCUUCGCGGGGUGGAUCACCGUCAUGACCGUCUUCGUCUACUUCUUCCUGCCGGAGACCAAGGGCGUGCCCAUCGAGGAGAUGGUGCUGCUCUGGAGGAAGCACUGGUUCUGGAAGAAGGUCAUGCCGGAUAUGCCGCUCGAGGAUGGCUGGGGAGCAGCGGACGACGCUGCACCUGCCAACAGCAAUCGCAAGUGAAGUGUGCAUGGUUUCAUAGACUGUACUACAACAUGAGGACAAUGCCAUGUAGGAGGAUCAGGAUGCUUAUCAUAUGUAGGUUGUGUGAAUUCGAUGUGCAUUUUAUUAUGUGCUUGUAUUGUUGUGGCUUGCAUCUUCA